Sinocyclocheilus grahami is the source of this 2216-nucleotide messenger RNA. RefSeq names its product dynamin-2-like. The annotation marks the transcript as partial. The record is from RefSeq and is a predicted model, not a curated record. The transcript is spliced from 15 exons. Gene Ontology annotation, molecular function: microtubule binding; GTPase activity; GTP binding. NCBI's taxonomy places the organism in Eukaryota, Metazoa, Chordata, Actinopteri, Cypriniformes, Cyprinidae. Gene Ontology annotation, cellular component: cytoplasm; plasma membrane; synapse. Gene Ontology annotation, biological process: synaptic vesicle budding from presynaptic endocytic zone membrane; receptor internalization.
UCACCGGUGGAGGUCGGAUGUCGCCUGACCGGAUGAUAACGAGAAGUUUUGUUUUGUGAGUUUACGAACGACUGAGCCUCAAUCAGCACACGUAUAUGAAUGAAUGCGCCGUAAUACGCGUCCUCUGCCUGUCAGCGAGUGUUUUCUGAGUUAUUUGCCUUUGACAGACUGAUCUGGAAGUGUUUGGAGGGUGGAAAUCGAACACUUGAAAGUAGCCCGAGCGCCUUGCUGCCGCGAGCCCGUUCCUGCGCGCUGAGAGACGGUCAGAAACCAUGGGCAACCGGGGGAUGGAGGAUUUGAUCCCCCUGAUCAAUAAACUCCAAGAUGCUUUCAGUACCAUUGGCCAAAGUUGUAACUUGGAUCUGCCGCAGAUAGCCGUGGUUGGAGGACAGAGCGCCGGAAAAAGCUCCGUGCUGGAAAAUUUCGUCGGCAGGGAUUUCCUUCCCCGAGGCUCAGGCAUAGUCACACGCAGGCCUCUCAUUCUGCAGCUAGUUAACAACAUAGCUGAAUAUGCGGAAUUCUUGCACUGCAAAGGGAGGAAGUUUGUUGACUUUGAUGAAGUCCGGCAGGAAAUUGAAGCAGAGACCGACAGGAUUACCGGGUCCAAUAAGGGCAUCUCUCCAAUUCCCAUCAACCUGAGGGUUUACUCGCCACACGUAUUGAAUCUGACUCUCAUCGAUUUGCCCGGAAUGACUAAGAUUGCCGUGGGCGACCAGCCGCCAGACAUCGAGCACCAGAUUCGAGACAUGCUUAUGCAGUUCGUCACAAGGGAAAGCUGCCUGAUCCUCGCCGUCACCCCGGCCAACACUGACCUGGCCAACUCAGACGCUCUCAAGCUGUCUAAGGAGGUGGACCCUCAAGGACUGCGUACCAUUGGUGUGAUUACUAAACUGGAUCUAAUGGAUGAGGGUACAGACGCCCGGGAUAUCAUGGAAAAUAAACUCUUACCACUGCGUAGAGGUUAUAUUGGCGUAGUAAACCGUAGUCAGAAAGACAUAGAUGGCAGGAAGGACAUUCGUGCUGCACUGGCAGCAGAAAGGAAGUUCUUCCUGUCCCAUCCCAGUUACAGACACAUGGCUGAACGAAUGGGAACACCACACCUGCAGAAGACCCUCAACCAGCAAUUGACCAACCACAUCCGGGACACGCUACCCGGCUUGCGCAGCAAACUCCAGUCUCAGCUUCUCUCUCUGGAAAAAGAGGUGGAAGAGUAUAAAAACUUCCGCCCAGAUGACCCUACGCGAAAAACCAAGGCCCUACUGCAGAUGGUCCAGCAGUUUGGAGUGGACUUUGAGAAGUGCAUCGAGGGCUCCGGAGACCAGGUGGAUACGGCAGAGCUGUCCGGAGGUGCCAGGAUUAACCGAAUUUUCCAUGAGCGCUUCCCAUUUGAGCUGGUGAAGAUUGUGUUUGACGAGAAGGAGCUCCGGAGAGAAAUCAGUCAUGCCAUUAAGAACGUCCAUGGCGUCAGAACUGGGCUGUUCACUCCAGAUCUGGCGUUUGAAGCCAUCGUGAAAAAGCAGAUCAUUAAGCUGAAAGAGCCCUGUCUGAAAUGUAUCGAUCUGGUUAUUCAGGAGCUCAUCAACACAGUCAGGCAGUGCACCAACAAGUCAUUUCCAUUGGAUACCAAGCAUAUUUUUGCAAUCUUCAACACCGAGCAAAGGAACGUGUAUAAGGACUUGCGUCAGAUCGAGCUGGCCUGUGAUUCUCAGGAGGACAUGGACAGCUGGAAAGCGUCUUUUCUCCGAGCAGGCGUUUAUCCUGAGAAAGAUCAGGUGGAGUCAGAAGAGGCCACUCCAGUUGACAGCUUCUCCAUGGACCCUCAGCUGGAGAGGCAGGUGGAGACCAUUCGUAACCUGGUGGACUCCUACACUGGUAUCGUCAACAAGACCAUCAGAGACCUCAUGCCCAAGACUAUCAUGCAUCUCAUGAUCAACAACGCGAAAGACUUCAUCCACUCCGAGCUGUUGGCCUACCUGUACUCCUCAGGAGAUCAGAACAGUCUGAUGGAGGAGUCUGCUGACCAGGCCCAGCGCAGAGACGAGAUGCUGCGUAUGUACCACGCCAUAAAAGAGGCCCUCAGCAUCAUCGGUGACAUCAGCACCAGCACUGUGUCCACUCCUGCACCUCCGCCCGUCAACGACAGCUGGAUUCCAGAGAAUAGCCCCACCCCCCAGCACAGACCGGCUACAUCGGCCCCGCCCCCCAGCAGACCUCCA